Molecule: messenger RNA, 1716 nt
Organism: Sinocyclocheilus rhinocerous
Lineage: Eukaryota; Metazoa; Chordata; Actinopteri; Cypriniformes; Cyprinidae
Product: BTB/POZ domain-containing protein KCTD16-like
Exons: 2
Coding region: 79-1317 (412 amino acids)
Biological process (GO): regulation of G protein-coupled receptor signaling pathway; protein homooligomerization
Cellular component (GO): postsynaptic membrane; signaling receptor complex; presynaptic membrane
Molecular function (GO): protein binding
Source: RefSeq, a predicted model, not a curated record
ACUUUUUGCUCACUAAAAACAAAUCAAAAACUUUUGCGUCUCCGCUUUUUCGUUUUUUGAAGCGUGCAACGCACAAAAAUGGCCCUGACUGAGAAUUGCAGGACUUAUCAAACGCCCAAGGACAGUGGAUGUGCUCAGAGUUGCUCUUCUGAUGUGGUUGAGCUCAAUGUAGGUGGACAGGUGUACUACACUCGCCAUGCCACCCUCACCAGCGUGCCAAACUCUCUGCUGGGGAAAUUAUUCUCAACUAAAAAGGACAUUUCCAACGACCUCGCGCAGGACAUCAAGGGGCGCUACUUCAUCGACAGGGACGGAUUUCUCUUUCGAUAUGUGUUGGACUAUCUCCGCGAUAAGAGCGUCGUACUGCCGGAUUAUUUUCCCGAGAAAGGGAGGCUCAAACGCGAGGCUGAGUUCUUCCAGCUGCCUGAGCUCGUCAAAAUCCUGACACCAGAUGAAAACAUCCACGGUGAUUUUGACGAAGCAUCCCAGGGAAGCGAUCAGAGGUUGUUCCCCUCGUCUUACCUGGACGCGCGCGAUAGGCGCUACGGCUUCAUCACGGUGGGAUACAGGAGCCCAUGCGCCUUUGGGAGGGACACGGAUGCCAAAACUCGCGGACUACCCAAAAUCUUCAUCUGCGGAAGGGUCGGUCUGGCCGAAGAAGUUUUUGGGGACACCCUAAACGAGAGCCGGGAUCCCAACAGGCCAGCCGAGCGCUACACCUCUCAGUUUUACCUGAAGUUUCGCCACCUGGAGCGAACGUUUGACAUGCUCGCGGAGAGCGGCUUCCACAUCGUGGCGUGCAAUUCAUCGCUCACCGCUUCUCCGCACAACAGACGCACUGAUGACAGAUACUGGUCCAAUAACGCAGAGUAUGUCUUCUACCGUGGCCCAUCCGGAUGGUCUUCUUCUCACUGCGACUGCUGCUGCAAGAGCCACAAGAGCGAGCGCGAGGGUGAGAGUGGCACUUCCUUCAACGAGCUCUCCCCUCCCUGUUCCGAGACCCAAUCGGAAGCCAGCUCUCCGCAGGAAACGGUCAUCGUGCGUCCGGUCACCCGCCAGCCCAACAUCCAGACUCUGGACCGGCCGGUGAAAAAGGGUCCGACCCCGAUUCCCAGGAGGACCGAUCUGCUCCGCGUUCGAACCGCCGGGCCGCGUGACGCCAUGGCAGGGAAGAGGAAGCCGGCCAAGGAGAAGCUGACUCCGGAGCAGGAGCUGGAGAAAUGCAUCCAGGACUUCCGGCGGAUUAAAAUUCCAGAGCGCUUUCCGGAGAAGAAGUACAUGUGGCAGUCGGAGCUCUUGAAAAAAUAUCGGCUCUAAAAUGAUUUCCUGCAGGCUCGCCGAGCCUAUUAGUGCACAACACAACAGAGCUCUCAGCGCAUACUUCUUCUUUGCUUAGGCUUAAUUGGCUCGUCUGUGUAAUCAUGCGGCAAGAUGCACAAUUAACAAUUCAGUGAACCUCAAGUGACUCCUAAAGGGACCGGUCCUGUUUGGCACAAUGACAUUAAAGUCGAAACCAAUUUCACGGCAUCUAGACAAACCUCUCAAAUAAAAAAACAGAUUGUAUAUAUACACAAUAAUCACAAGUGUGUAUUACUUGGUGAUGCUCAUAGUCGGUGCACGGACAGCACUGCACUUUUGUACGGCGUUCCACCUGUAGAUGCAAUGCACAUAUGAGAACGGCAGGAUUCGUAUGUGAAUGUGGUUUGCAUUAUUCGA